AUGGCGGGCGCGGCCGUGCUGCGCGUGCGGCGGAAGCGCGGCGGCCCCGAGCCGGCCGAGGCGCUGCUCCUGGCCUGCAAGCGGCGCCGGGCCGAGCCCGUGGAGACCGACCUCUUCAAGCUGGUGGCCACCGUGUCCUCCAAGAACGAACCAGUUCAGAAGUAUGUUAAAGAUGCCAUCACACGAGACAAGGCAGCUCAAAGCCUGCGCCCCUCUCUGGGAAGCACUCAGCGAAUCCUGCAGGAGCUGCGUUGUGCCAAGCAGGCGAGAAGGAAGGAGAACCGGUACCGAGUGAUUUCCAGCCACCGGCCCCACUGCGCUGACACGGCUGCACCUGCCCCGAACGGCGAGGCUGCUCCCCAUGGGCACAGCUCUGCAGCACGGCAGGAUGCUUCACCGGAGGAGAGUGGUGCUGUCGAUAAGAGUUCAGACUGCUGUGGGAAAUUCCAGCUGUUCGAUAUUGUACAAGAAGAGGAGAUGGCGGGAGAUUCCAGUGUAACCACUGCAAACCCACAGCAGAAUGAUCCAGAUACAAUUCUUUGCAAUGCAGUAGAGAUGAUCCGUGAGCGUUUAAAUGUUUCUGAAGAUGAUAAAAAAGAACGCAGUGACAAAGAAGAUGAGUAUGUUUAUGACAUCUACUAUAAGGAAACAUCAGCCCCUGAUUGGAUUGAAAAUAUCCUUUCCGUACAGCCCUAUAGAGAAGAAUAUGAAUGGGUAAAUGAUGAUCUGGGUCCAGAGGAAGUAUAUGAAGAUGACGAUGAUGAAAAUGAUGAAAAUAACUGGCGUAAUGAUUAUCCUGAAGAAGAUGAAUUCUUACCUGAGGAAGAGGGAGAAAAAGACUCUGAAGAGAGCUUCAGUGACGAGGACCAAUGUUACAGGAGAAGGACGUGGGACAAAUAUCGACAGGAGGUCUUGCAGGAAUUUGGAUACGAUGAGAUUGAAGAUUUGGGUUCUGACUAACAGCCUGGUUUUGGAGACGAAAUGCAUACAGAAGGUGAACAUGUGCUGCUGUAGGAGAAUAUACUAUCUGAGCAGCCAACUUCAGCUGGUGGAUAUUAAACAGAUGGGUGUGACUACGGCCACUUCAGAACACAUAUUUUUCCAAGCACAAGAUGCUCUAUGCUUUAAGAUAGGUUUUUCCACCCAUUGCGAGUGUUGAGGUUUUGAAGGGACCUUUUAUUUUGUUUUCCCUAAGCUGCAUGCCCAAGAGUUUGUACCUGUAGCAAGUGUACAGAUAUGGAGGUACUGUUGGCAGCAGCCCUUCUGGUCAUGUCAAAUAUGUCAGGUUUCACAAUAAGAUUGAUGUGUCUGCCCCGCUGGCAAGUGGGAGUCCUGGAAAAAGGCACCCUGUCCUACUGCUUUCUACUUCAUUUGUUCCUAAGUGUCAAGUGACUUUCUUCACAGGUGUUGAGCAUAUGAAAUGCCUUGACCAGUCCCUUACUCUCCCCAGUAGUUUUACUGUUGGAGUUGAACAAUAUGCAUUUAAAUUGUAAAUAAAAUUAU
This is a messenger RNA of Cinclus cinclus, 1503 nucleotides long. RefSeq names its product solute carrier family 7 member 6 opposite strand (gene SLC7A6OS). NCBI's taxonomy places the organism in Eukaryota, Metazoa, Chordata, Aves, Passeriformes, Cinclidae. The transcript is spliced from 5 exons. The record is from RefSeq and is a predicted model, not a curated record. Bases 1 to 960 code for a protein of 319 amino acids. Gene Ontology annotation, biological process: developmental process.